AUGCGGCCGUCAUCGCAGCGGCGCCCAAAAUCGGCGGCGGCGGCGGCGGCUGAAGUGCGGCGACGCGUCCGCUCCACCGAUCCCAGGCCGUGGGACAGCUCCAUUCGUACAAAUGGGGGCGGAGCGGGGCGCCGAAGGGCCGCAGCGGUGAAUACGCCGUCGCAAGGGACACCUGUUCGACUCUCGUACUCUACGGCGGUCGCAACUCCCGCCGCCGCGUUGGUGGCCAACGUACCACCAACAAAUGAGCCGCAGGUGGAACUCAUGAGUCAGCUGCAGGACGUCGUCGUCCGCCUCUCACGCUGUGCAGUGGGGGAAAAGCAACGCCUGGCCCACAUGCAACAGCGUCUGGACGCCUAUGCCGCCUUGGUGCGGGAGCAAGACCGCAUGAUUGAUGAACUGCGAGGAAUGAACAUUAGACUGCAGAAGGAAAAGGAUGCACUUAUUUCUUUUCGACAGCAAAGUCUCAAUCAUGAUCUUCAACUCAUGAACCACUUGGAAAACGAUGGGGGAAUCGAUGAGGAGGUGCGGCGGACCUACGCAAAAUUUGAGGGGCGGCAGAGCUCCUAUGAGGCAUGUUGCAACGGUUCACUCAGGGCAAUGACUCCGCGUUCACGUGGGUUUGUGCGUUCCUUGGUGGCUCAGCUGCGUGAUGAGCGGCGCAAGCGCCUAGAGGUGGAGGAGCAGAGUAGUCGUAUGAUUGGGGAACAGCAAGUGACAAUUCAACGACUUGAGGAUCGUCUACGACCUCAGGCUGUGGCACCUCGCAGUAGUUUGGCUGCUCGGAUGGAAAGCCCACAAGCCUCUUCCCAUAAAAAGACGUCAAAUGGAGGAGACGCAUCUAAUACACCUGUGCAGUUUGACUGCACCGAUGCUACAGGUGGGCCCGUAUCAUCGACAACGCUGCGUGUGGUAAAUCAAGAAGGAGUAGCUUCAGAAGUACGGUCGACGGUGCCUGUCGUGCCACCCAUUCCACUCCCAGGCCGCAGUAGAGAGAUUGUUGUCAUCGCAAGCGAUCCUUUGCCAGAUGCAGAAAGUAAGCAGGAGGAGGUUGCCCCAGCUGUCGAGUUUCCUCUAGCAAUUCAUGGUACAAGUUACGAAGACGCUGCCGCCAUUUUGUCUGACAUUCGAAGAAGACACGGAUUGUGA
Molecule: messenger RNA, 1149 nt
Organism: Trypanosoma conorhini
Lineage: Eukaryota; Euglenozoa; Kinetoplastea; Trypanosomatida; Trypanosomatidae
Exons: 1
Coding region: 1-1149 (382 amino acids)
Source: RefSeq, a predicted model, not a curated record